CCAAAUUUUCGUCUUCUCUAUACUAGGAUAUAUAAAAAUCAAUAAAACAAUUUUUGAUUAUUUAAUGUUUCAAUUUACCAAUAUUUAAGGAAAUAUCAAACUUUUGUCAAUAAAGGCAUAUAGUUUAUAAGUAAUGCAGAUUAGUCAGUUUAAAAUCAGUUUGUAAAGAACGCUUUUUACAAAAGUUACUAAAAUAUUUUUAAAAAUUAAACAAGGAUUAUCAGUGGCUUAUCUAGAGGAAUUUGAACUAACUUCAGUACAACUUUCAAAAAUUGCUGAUCAUGAUGAAUGAAACCAGUCUUUUUAUGUAUUCGACACAAACUUUUCAAUUUUUGUCAAUACUAAGUUACACUGACAAACUGAGCAAUAUAUUUUACAAUCAAGAUUUAUUAGAAUCAAACAAUCAAUUUCAACACUAUGCAAUCAUCAAUGCGUACUUUGAACAUCUCAACAGAACGAACAACGAGGAAGAAGCGAAAAGGCGUCUCGUUCAAAAUCUACUCCAAGGAUCUGACCUUUACGGAGGGCAUGAAAAUGAAACACUCGACAUGGAAUAUGUCGACGCAACGUUUCAGUAUAUUAUAAGUAACAUUGUAUUUGCGGACUAUGGAAAUGUCUAUGGAUACUUGGCAAAAAUCGUCAACUUGGCAAAUAACUUGACACUUUCGUUCCUCAAACAAAAUAUCCUCGAGGAUCUAAUGAGACUCGAGUUUUUGACUCCAGAGGGAACGAUUUCAAAACUCAGUCUUCUGUCAUCUGUUAGAAUCAGAGACGACUUUCUUUUGUCUCUGUUCCCUCAACCAGAAAAGGACAUGAACAUAACUGACAUUGACUACAUUUAUGCUCAAGCUGGUUUAAUAUUUGCUCACUCGGGGAAAAUUAACACAACUAACGUGACUUUCAAUGAUUUCAUCGUAAUAUCGCAGACUUUGGAAUUGGCAGUCUUAGAGAACACGACAAAUCAAUCUGCAUUGACAGUUUUUACUCUUCCAGCUCUUCUCUUCAAUGCAAGUAACGAAGCAAAAAAAUUCAAUCAACAAUAUGUGGCUGACUGUGUUCAGAAUGAAACUUUCUUGGCAGAAACGCUAAACAGUUUAUUCUCAUACUUAAAUGAAACCUUCCUGACAAUUAAUCGAGAGGCAUACGAGAGCAGUCCAUUUUAUCAAUUCAAUAUUACCAUGUCGCACUUCAAAAGUCGUACUGACCUGGCAGAACAUUUUUUACGUCAACAAUGUAAUUUGGAAAAUGAAACUGAAUCAGCUAUUGACAAAUACAAGUUAUUCGCAUCGAGCAGUAAGUGCCCGAAUAAUGAAAGUAUAUUAUUGCCCAACGUGGAUCAAGUUUACCAAAGUCAGGUUGAUGUGCUUCAAGAAAAAUAUCACUCUCUUAUGGAGAUAUUACUGCAGCAAGUGUUUUCUUAUGCCGGAUUAGUGGACUUGAUUAAUUCAACAAAAACCGCUGUUUACGAAAGUCAGACAGUUCCAAUUCCGACUUCUUGUUUUCCAUAUCCUUGUCCACCGUACCAACCACGUCUUAAUCCAAAUAUUUAUUUAUUUGCCUUGAGAACAGCGGAUGGUAAUUUUUAUUAUGCAUUGGACAAAAGUGGGAGUAAUUUAAAUUUGCUGUACUACAACAGCGAUCCAGAGGAAUUUUUAAACAAAAUCGGCUUACCACCGAAAGCAGAACUUGAGAUAUCCGCAAUUCCAACAAUUUUAAAACACUCCUUUGAAACUUACGAAACGUUUAUUGAUCGCUUAGCACGUUUGAAAGCCAAAGAAUUUGCAAAUCAAUUGUACUCCACAGGAUAUGAGAAAACGUUCAAAGAGAAGAUAGUGGACGUGUUAGUAGCUUUUGUUCCCUUUUACAAUUGCAUUAAAUUCGCGAAAGCAGGUGAUAACGUGGGUGCUUCGUUUUCAUGCAUUAGUGAUGUCAUCAGUUGGAUUCCUUUCGGAGGUCAAUUACUGCAGCUUAGCAGUAAACUUGGAACUAUGACUUUUAAUCACCUACUCCUUGCCACUGGAGUCUCUGUUAAAACUUUCACUACAAGACAAGCUAUUCGCAUUUCGAUGGAAGUUGGACUUUACGAGGCUUCGUCAGGAUUAGCGGAAAUGGUGAAGAACGUGAUUUUUACUAAAGAGAUGUUCAAGAAUCUGUUUGUGGGUUUAGUUCGCACAGUAGAUCCUGGUUUUGAAUUGGUUGGCAGACUGCACUGGAAAGGAGGAUUAUUGCUGGGAAAACUGUUCAAAAAGACUUGGACAGUGGCUGCAAAGAAGUAUCCACUCAUAAAAGUGAAUUUCCCCAAGGAAAUCUCGCAGCAGUUGUCCAAAGCGAGUCUCCAGUCGGCAGAUGAUUCUGGAAUGAUUCCCGUUUUACUAGGACAGAGGGACGGUUACGACGUCUUUAGAUACACAUACCCCGGUGGAGAAAAGACAUUUGGACCAAAAUUUCUUCGUUUACCGAAUACAAAUGCAGAAUUAAGACAGGUCAUGGGCUUUAAUGCAGAGACUCCCGUAGUUGUGUCAAGAAUUAACAAAUAUAAUGUGUAUUACAAAAAGAUUGAUUUGAAAACACAAAAUACUUACGGUUUGGAAUUGGAAUUGAACGGAGACGGUUUGCUUCAACCUGUCAGAGCUCCAUUUCGUGAGCACAUUGCAACAAUUGUGAGAGAAGGAUUGAGCGGGAGAGGGGCAUUGAAAUUACAAAGAGAAACUGCUAUUAGAGAAGCUACUUUAAUGAUAUUGAAAUCAAAUACUUUUCUGAGUCGUUCUAGUAUUAUUUCUUAUUUACGUCACUACAUUUUAGCAUUUGAACGUCCGUUAGAUAUGCAGGAGGAUCUUAGUAAAAUUAUAAUUGAUCCAGUUUUAAUCAAUCAAAUCGAAGAAGUAAAUCCUAGUUCAAUAAAGCAACUGUUGGGAAAAGGUCCAUUGAUUGUGGAUCCAUCGUUAAACAAUUAUUUAGUGGUUCCUACUUACAGGGAUUUCGCGCUAGAUUGGGUCAGAACUCAAAACAUACAUGAUACAUAUGAGAAAUUUCAUGUGUUACACUCAAAUGAAUUAGAGCGGUUGAGGACCGUUGAUGUUUUUGAUUCCAUAAAUGUAUUCGACUUAGCAUCGGCUAAAAAACUAAUUUCGUUUAAUUAUGGUGACAAUUUUCAAGAAUUGCUAACAAUAGAUUUAGCGAGUGUUCUUAGUAAUUAUGAUUCUUAUAACGCUCGAUUCUGUGUUGAUUUUCCUGAUUAUUUUGGCAUAUUGGUUUAUAUACAAAAUGCCUUUAAAAGAUCAAUAUCGAAUGACGUUAAAAGACAUAUGUCCAGGGCACUGUUUAGAUUAGCAGUGAGACAAACUGACGAGGAGAUAAUAGAUUUUCCCAAAAAAAUUUUUUUUUUUGAACGAAAGUCUAUAAAACAAAUUAACGAAAAUAUGUUUGAUUCUUUCUUUCGCAAUGGCAAAUCUUUCACAAUAGGCAAUUUUCAACGAGUAUCAACGCAAGAAAAGUUUGUUGAUAGAGCGAUUUACAAUCUUUUUUGGAAUAAUAAUAUAAUACCUGUAAAAUACGAGAUACAUCUGGAUGAACAAUUUUUGGCAGUAAAUUUGGCUCGUUUGAUUUCUCUUGAUGAAGAAAAGUUCGUUAUUUUUCCUUUUACAGAAUUUCAUUUAGAUGAAGUAAUUGAAAAAGUUGAUAGUAUUCAUGUGAAAAUGCACAAUUUGCCUAUUUCGAAAGAAUUAUGGUUAGUACGAUUAAUGAAACAUCGUGGGAGAAAUUUUUAAUUUAUUUAGUUUUUGUAGUUUUUGUAUAUAUGUUAUUUCCUUAUUAUCGUUAUCCUACAAUUAAUUAUUUGCUUAUUUUACUUAAGGGGUUACAUGGGUUUACUCGGCAAAAAAAAGGACUAUUUUCAACAAUUUUUUUUAUAUGAGUGCGAUUCCAAGUGAGAUUUUGACUUUUUCGGAGUAGGUUAACCGAUUGCAAUGAAACUUUGGAAUUUUGUUAUAUAUAGUAAGACUAAUCUUUAACGUAAAUUUCAGCCUAAAAUAUUUGUUAGUUUACGAGAUUUGCAAUAAUAACAAAAAAUUUAAAACUGCUAUAUCUUCCGUUCUAAUAAACGGAUUGAGGUCUACUUUUUUUUAAAAUGUCAAGGAAAAUGAGAGGAAUAAAUCUCUUUCAGAACAUUUUUUUAUAAUUUUACAACUAAAAAAAUUAUUAAAUAAUAAUUGAAUAACUUUCGCGCGACUAACUAAAAUUCAAUCACUUAAACGCUAAAAUGAUCUUACCUGUGUUUUCUUUAAUGUUCCAAAGGAUUUUUAUUGUAAAUGUAAGUUUAACUUAAGAAAUUUUAUUAAUUUAUUAGUAUAAACAAUUGAGAUUUCUGCUAGUUGACGUGCAGACGACAUUGCGCACGCAGCAUUCUCACAUAGCCAACUGACGUGAUUCGUGGACUAAAUUGGCUAUGUGAGAAUGCUGCGUGCGCAAUGUCGUCUGCACGUCAACUAGCAGAAAUCUCAAUUGUUUAUACUAAUAAAUUAAUAAAAUUUCUUAAGUUAAACUUACAUUUACAAUAAAAAUCCUUUGGAACAUUAAAGAAAACACAGGUAAGAUCAUUUUAGCGUUUAAGUGAUUGAAUUUUAGUUAGUCGCGCGAAAGUUAUUCAAUUAUUAUUUAAUAAUUUUUUUAGUUGUAAAAUUAUAAAAAAAUGUUCUGAAAGAGAUUUAUUCCUCUCAUUUUCCUUGACAUUUUAAAAAAAAGUAGACCUCAAUCCGUUUAUUAGAACGGAAGAUAUAGCAGUUUUAAAUUUUUUGUUAUUAUUGCAAAUCUCGUAAACUAACAAAUAUUUUAGGCUGAAAUUUACGUUAAAGAUUAGUCUUACUAUAUAUAACAAAAUUCCAAAGUUUCAUUGCAAUCGGUUAACCUACUCCGAAAAAGUCAAAAUCUCACUUGGAAUCGCACAUGAAGAAAUAAAUAUUUUAUUCGUAACUUUUUAGUUCUUUAAACAUACAUAUUUAAAUAAGAAUUUUAUAAAUUUUUAAAGAAAAAUAUGCAGAAGUCAGCCAUUGAGACGUCAUUUCCGGUGACCCCUCGGAAAAUAAGUGCGUCCGCGUUGACAGCACAAUUCCUAACAGAAUCAUCUGAAAUUAAAAAAUUGAAGAUUUUCUUUUAGUACAGACCUAAAACUAAAAAUUGGACGAAGGGGAAAAAAAAAGUUAAAAUUGGAUUUUUGGCGCACCUUUUUACAAAAGAAUGCAAAUUUUGAUCAAAUUUUCUCAACAUUUUUUUUUUAAUAGUUGUAAUUGAAGAAAAAAAAAUCCUUCGUCCAAGUUCUCGAGAAUUGUAUCUCGAAGGCCUGUGCAAAAUUUCAUGAAGAUCGGUUGAGUAGUUUCCGAGAUAUUUUGACAACCGACUUUAAAAACACAGUUUCGAGAAAAACGUAUUUUAAGUUUUGAGUACACGGGAAAAAGAGAAACGUUGGAUUAAUACCGUUUUCCGAUUGGUUCAACGUCAGUGGGCCCUGUCACGAUUUCGGCAUUGAUUCAACAGACUUUUACUGUUGAACCUACUGUCCAUCUAUUGUUACAAGUAAGUUGAUCCAACAGACACUGCCUACAGCGCUCCUUGCCGUUGAACCAAUCGGAAAACGGUAUUAAUCCAACGUUUUUCUUUUUCCCGUGUACCAAUAAAAGUGAAAAAAAAAGAUUUUUUUAACUUACAUUGAAUCGUCGAUUCCUGUGCCAUAAAGUUAACUGCCUGCAGCAGCUGCAAUGUCCAGGGCAUCCUUCUGUUCCUGUCUUUGGCGAAUUCUGGCUUGUCGAGUCUCUGUCGCAGAUUUUUUUCGGCUGCGCACACACGGUUUUCGUCUGUGGUUUGGGCAUAUUCGUGGGAAUUUCGGCCAAAUUUUUAUUCGGAUCGAUUUAAAAAUUUCGGACAAUAUUUUUGAGAUGUUGUAUAAAUUAAUAAAACAAUUAAAAAAAUUGAUUUUUUUGAAGCUGCCAAACCCAUGUAACCCCUUAAUAAAAUGAAUUUUAGUUGAAUAAAGCGAAAUAGAAAAAAAGAUGAUCUUACCUUUUAAAAUUUUAAUUUCUGAUUAAUUCUUUUAUUGUCCUACAACCAUUUCUCCUAAUACACAAAAUGGAUAUUUCUUUGAAUUAAAUUCCCUAUUUUCGUAUUUUCCCUAAAAGUCCCCUUUUUGCUAUUUGGCCCUAAAAGUACCCUAUUUUUAAAUUUUCAGUCCUCUAUUUCCUCUAAAAUAUUUUUUAGGAUCACUAUGAAGCUUGAAAAUCAUUAAUUU
Messenger RNA from Leptopilina boulardi, 6277 nucleotides. RefSeq lists its product as uncharacterized. The transcript is spliced from 2 exons. NCBI's taxonomy places the organism in Eukaryota, Metazoa, Arthropoda, Insecta, Hymenoptera, Figitidae. Bases 282 to 3767 code for a protein of 1161 amino acids. The record is from RefSeq and is a predicted model, not a curated record.